Messenger RNA from Clarias gariepinus (North African catfish), 3533 nucleotides. It is a transcript of the gene rufy3, whose product is annotated as RUN and FYVE domain containing 3. Gene Ontology annotation, molecular function: metal ion binding. Gene Ontology annotation, cellular component: cytoplasm. NCBI's taxonomy places the organism in Eukaryota, Metazoa, Chordata, Actinopteri, Siluriformes, Clariidae. Gene Ontology annotation, biological process: regulation of axonogenesis. Bases 1030 to 2442 code for a protein of 470 amino acids. The record is from RefSeq and is a predicted model, not a curated record. The transcript is spliced from 13 exons.
AGUACUGUAUAUUUUUUGCUAAAGAAUCAGAUUAUUAUAUAACGCUCAUUUUCUUUUGUUUCUUACUCCAGCACGCAAAAUUUACUAUUGUGAUGCCGUGUAUAAUAUAUCUACGUUUAUCAAUCAGGGCUAAUGCAGUUUUCUUGUAUCCCCCCACAUGUGUCUCAGCAUGCUAGCUCUGUCCUUGAGAGGCACAGAUUUGUCACCUUUUUAUUGAUUUACUAUCAUCUUGCGUUACUUCCUAACUAGCGUUUGAGUAUUGCUGUGCUGCAUUAAACACUUAUAAAAAUUUUUUUUAAAAGGCUAGAGCUUAUCUUUAUGAUCAACAGGUGCAGUUUAAAUCAGUAAUCAGUGCAAUAUAUGAGGCAUGAAGCAGCAAAGGCAUUCUGUUCAUGAGGCUCGAUUAGUAAAGCCUGUGCUUUUCUGAGGCAGCCUUAUUGAGCCAAGAGAAACGGAUCAUGGAUGAGCACACUCCUGCAUCAUCCCGAUCCCCUGGGGACGCAUCUCUCCCCACUUGCACCAUCUGCUCACGUGACUCCAACAAUGCCGCUCAGCAUCACAGCAGCCAUCUUGGUCAACACCCACUCAGUUGCAGCGCAAACAGCCAAUCCAGUUAGCUCGAGCGGGGGCUGUGCGGAGCGAGAGGGGGGAGAGAGAGAGAGAGAGAGAGAGGUUGUGAUUGUUGCUCCACCACUGAGCUGUUUGCAGCAUCUCAAGCCUCUUGUUCAGACCAGAAAACAGCCUCUAUUCUAUGCAGCGGAUUCUCUCCUCAAUUAAUCACGAGGGGACGUUUCCUUCUGCUUUUCUUUUUCCUAAAGGAAAAAAAAAUACUUAAUUUGCUCCUGUUUUUCUUUCAUUUGUCUUCUCCUAUUGUUUCCUGUUUCCUCCUGUCUUUGAAGAACCGUUGGUAGGAGGUUGUUUUCAUUCCUAUUUAGUCUGUGCUCUGCUCCGUGUCUGGGCCCUAACGCGAGGGAGGCCAUCGUUGUUGUUGUUAUUGUCAUAGUCACUGGGCCUUACAGCUGAGUCACCAUGUCGGAUCUGACGCCGCAGAGCGAGGCACCCACCCCCACCACGGACAAGAUCACGCAGGCUGCCCGCGAGACCAUCUACCUGUGCAACUUCCGCGUGUCUGUGGACGGCGAGUGGCUGUGUCUGCGUGAACUCAAUGACAUCUCGCUCACUCCCGAGCCUGAGCCAGCGCAUGAAGAUCCCAAGGACCCUAUCGCCAUCGAGAGGCUUAAUCUGAUGAAUAUGGCCAAGCUGAGUAUAAAGGGCCUGAUCGAGUCAGCCCUCAACCUGGGCCGCACACUGGACUCGGACUACGCCCCCCUGCAGCAGUUCUUUGUCGUAAUGGAGCACUGCCUGAAACAUGGACUUAAAAGCAAAAAGACAUUUCUUGGUCAGAACAAGUCAUUUUGGGGUCCUCUGGAGCUAGUGGAGAAGUUGACUCCAGAAGCUGGUGAAAUCACAGCCAGUGUCAAAGACCUUCCUGGCCUCAAAACUCCUUUGGGAAGAGGCAGAGCAUGGCUGAGACUGGCCCUUAUGCAAAAGAAGCUCUCAGACUACAUGAAGACCAUCAUUAACAGAAAGGAUCUUUUAAGUGAGUUCUAUGAGCCUAAUGCUCUGAUGAUGGAGGAAGAGGGAGCAGUAAUUGCUGGACUGUUGGUGGGACUCAAUGUCAUUGAUGCAAAUUUGUGUAUGAAGGGAGAAGACUUGGACUCUCAGGUUGGCGUGAUAGAUUUUUCCAUGUAUUUAAAAGAUGGAGGUCACAGCAGCAAGAGCACAGAAGGUGACGGACAAAUCACAGCAAUCCUCGACCAGAAAAAUUAUGUUGAGGAGCUCAACAGACAUUUAAGUGCUUCUGUGAAUAACCUACAAGCCAAAGUAGAUGCUCUUGAAAAGUCCAACACAAAACUUACAGAGGAGCUUGCAGUCGCAAACAACAGAAUCAUCACUUUGCAAGAGGAGGUAGAAAGAAUGAAGGAGGAAAGCUCAUACCUUGUUGAGUCCAAUCGCAAGGCAUUGAGACCAGAUGGAGCCGCAGACGGACAAGUACUUGGAGAAACCCGAAAGCAGCUCAAAGAGGAAACUCAGCUCAGACUGGAUGUAGAGAAAGAGCUGGAGGUACAGAUCGGGAUGAGACAGGAGAUGGAACUGUCUAUGAAGAUGCUGGAGAAAGACAUUUGUGAGAAGCAUGAUGCACUGGUGGAGCUCAGACAUCAGCUGGAUGAUCUGCGCAGAAUCAACCACGAGCUCUCCCAUAAGAGCCAGAGCUCAGAGACCAGUGUGAAACAGAAGAGUGACAUCAUCGGUCGCUUGGAAGAGAAAACAAACCAGAUGGCUGCCACUAUUAAACAGUUGGAGCACAGCGAGAAAGACGUGGUCAAGCAAGCACGGAACUUGAAUUUGGCUGCAGGAAAACUGCUGCAAAAGCAACAAUAGGCUAGAUCAUUUGAAAAACGCAUAACAAUAGUUUCGUCAAAACAUCUCCUAAAUUUGACUUUGCAUAUCAUAGAAGCAACUAGGAUAUUUAUUUUCUAAUGAGUUUGAGAUCUUUUGCGGUUCCUUUCUCUUUCCUCAUGGACUCCCGUUUUGCUUCUACUGUGAAUAUCAUACUCCAAAUGAACGCUCCUCUUUUAGACUUUCCAGCCCUUUUUUUGUGUUUCACCAGAUAAAAAUACAAAAUACAGCAGUUUCAGAUAGUAUGAGAAAGACUCGAGAUUUGCCCAAUACCCAACUGCUUUCUAUUGUUUGAUAUUUUUUCAGGUUUUGAGUUUCUAUGUAGGAAAUGGUAACAAAACAACGCAUCUCUUGUAUCUCUACAGUGUAUCUCUUUACUCUUUGAAUAACUCCAGGAUGUUAGAACGAAGGCUUCGGCUAUCAAAAGCUUUAACACAGUAACAUGUCCCAUCCCAUUAGUUAUUGGCAAAAUACGUAAUUGUUUUUAAUACUCUUCUUGGCCAAUUUUUAACUUCAUUUUUUGGCCAAAGGUGCAUUUUGACUUUUGAACCCUAUGCCAUAGAGAAAGUGAAAUGGAUUUGAAUCAGCAGCCAGUCAUCUGUGUGAAAGUUUGAAGUGUACUGAAUUGUGUAAAAAAAGAAAUAUGCAACUGACUUAAGUGAAAGGUUUCACUUUGGCAGAAGAUCAUGAGAACUGGCCGCACAUGUUGCUGGUGGACGUUAAUACCAAAUGUGAAAAUCGUGGUCCUGUAUUCAGCCCCCAAAUAAAUUCUUCAUGGUUUCCGUGGAUGAGGUUUCUCUCUAAAUUGCAAUGAAAUGAUGAAAGUUGUAUGUGGACUUUAACAAUCUAUCUAAGUGUAGUGCAGUAGCAUAAUAAAGAUCAAAUCAAACACUUGAGAUUUCUUCACUUUCUUUGGAUUUCCAUAUAGCCUUUGCAUUUACUGGACACAUCUUUGUCUUAGGAUUUUUAUUUAUGUUUCUUUUAGUUUCUAGUUCUUCAUUUUGAUUUGAUUUGAUUUGAUUGAGAUUCUCUUCCCUGUCAUGGUAUUUUAGUUUUCAUUUUUUACCUCAUUA